Molecule: messenger RNA, 458 nt
Organism: Teleopsis dalmanni
Lineage: Eukaryota; Metazoa; Arthropoda; Insecta; Diptera; Diopsidae
Product: odorant receptor 7a-like
Exons: 3
Coding region: 1-444 (147 amino acids)
Biological process (GO): sensory perception of smell; detection of chemical stimulus involved in sensory perception of smell
Cellular component (GO): plasma membrane
Molecular function (GO): olfactory receptor activity; odorant binding
Source: RefSeq, a predicted model, not a curated record
AUGCUGCAAAUUUGUGCAACUCUUAAUCUGUAUUUCGAUUGUAUUCGACCUGUAAUAUCGCGCACUAUUUCGCAGCAGUUCAUCAUAACAGGAUUUGUACUCUGUCUCACUGGAAUCAGUCUAACAACAUUCGCGAGUGAUGCUGCUCAGAUACUUUUCACGGUCAUCUAUCAAAUUGCAAUUUUAGUUGAGAUAUUUCCGUGCUGUUGGUUUGUUAAUGUGCUCAUGCAUGAAAGCGAUUAUUUGACGACGGCCAUGUACAGCUGCAAUUGGUACACACAAAAUCUAAAAUUUCGCAAAACUCUAAUUAUUUUCAUGCAACGUUCACAGAAGACAAAUGUCAUUUUGGCUGGCAACUUGGCACCAAUAACUUUGCAGACAUUUUUAGCGAUUAUUAGAUUCUCGUUUUCUAUGUUCACUCUUUUAAACAACAUGAACGAAUGAAAUUUUAUUUCAAC